CUUUAUCAACACCAGAUUUGAUGACACAAGUCUCUUGUUCGACUACUUUUGCGACACAACUUUGUCAUUUUUCUCCUCUGUUUGUGUCAAACGUCCUCCCGGGGUCAACUGCUGGUCGGUUUGGUCAUUGAUGCGAGCGUCAAAACUCACAACUCACAACUCAAACUCAGUCUUCAUAACCGUCAAUGACUGUGAACGAGGCAUUAUUGUAUCUGUGCCUCUUCGUCCUUGGGGUGGUCUCCGACUCUGAAACCAUGUAUUAUAACACGAGCAUGGCAAUCUGCCAACGAAGCAGAAUCUUCCCGAGAUGUGGCUGACUAUGCUCUCGUUCAACAAGCAUGAAUCCACGUUCAUCAUACCGUUAGAUGAGUCCUAACCAUAUCUAUAUAAAGUUGGCUUCAACUCUGGCAAUGCAGAGUUGGGGUCUUGAAAUCACGCAUGAUAUAUUGAUAUCCUUCCACCUCUAAAUCAAAAUCAACUGUUCGGACGUGAUUCACUAUGUGUUACAUCGAGACAAUCCACUUCACUCAUUGCAGACAUACCAAUGUGGCAUUUCGAGUAUGUCUCGGCACAGAGGAUCUCGAUGCCGAGCAUAUGCAGCCUAAUGCCAUUGGCCAUUCCAUGCGCAGGCUCUGUCCAAGUUGCCUUACACACGCAGUUGCAUUCAUCCUGAUUAAGACAAACGGGUAUAACCGCGAUAAUUAUGAAGAAUAUGUGCAAUCGGAAGUCUAUGAGGACGAUUUUGCCGAAUAUGUGAAUGAUGCACUUGAAUCCAAUAUUCGAGCUCGAGAAGUGGUUUCCACCGGACUCAAGAGCUCUUACGAACUCUCCAUGGACAGGGAUACAUGGUGUCCCCAGAACACGCACACCAUCCACAAUGACCAACCUGGUGGUAUCGCGCAUGGGGCUUGCCUCGUUGUUCGUCAGGACGAGUUUGACCACGCAGUCAUGUGUCAAGAACCCGAGAGACGGCUUGAUAGGGCUGUGGUCACCUACUCCGCGGCCUUUAGAUGGGAUCAACGCCAAACUAUCGAAUACUCGGAAACGGAGAAUCCGAACUUUCGAUUCGGCCUGGAGGUGCCAGAUCUCUUCGAGGUACUUGUUUAUUUUUCCCGAUGUGAACACUAUAAUGCCAUCUUCAUGGAAGCCACCGAUCGUACUUCAUCCCAGCGAUCCGAACACACCAAGUGUGGGUGUAACGACUUUGAUUGGGACCUGCCGUUCAGCCAGUAUGCCGAGAGUAGCACGGAUUGCAUGUACUGCCGACGACCGGCAGGGCAUGAGAACGACCCUCGCUUUCGAUAUGCUCAUAGGUUUAUGAGGAUGAUUCCGGCAAGUGCAGCUGGAUACAGACAAAUAGCGACGUGGCCGGAUACAGCACGACUAAGCAAUUUAGAAUGA
Molecule: messenger RNA, 1401 nt
Organism: Exophiala mesophila
Lineage: Eukaryota; Fungi; Ascomycota; Eurotiomycetes; Chaetothyriales; Herpotrichiellaceae
Exons: 2
Coding region: 499-1401 (300 amino acids)
Source: RefSeq, a predicted model, not a curated record